UCCAGCCUCACACCCCGGGUCUCACCCCACCCUCCAGCCCGUCCUUUAUGAAGCGGAGCAGCAGCAGCGCCGACGCUCAAACGUGGAGGGAGAGAACGCGGCUCCAUUGUCGCGAGGUCCGGUGAAUAUUGACGGUUCUGUCGACGCGCUCAGCGGCUUCCACCUUCGAGCCGGAGCCGGGAGACAGUGUCCAGGAGCCGGGGCGGCGGUUGAGAAGGACAUUUAAGUGAGAAGAACUGGCCAUCCAAGACGAGUGAGCCGCAGAGCCCGAAUUAUCAGCAGGAACAUCAGUGUCCACACAUUAGGAGGAGGGAAUGAAACCGGAUGGGGUUACCAUGGAAUCCACGGAACCUACCGAAGCUGCAGCAAUACCAGAACCAUCCCUGUCACUUGACAAUGUAACAGAGCAGGCAUCAUCUCAACCAGAGGAAGCUGCAAGCGAUGCAGCGUCCGGACCUGCUCCAAAGACCAGUGGCAAGCCGUUGGCAGCAGAAAUCAAAGUCAAACCAAUAGGUAUUGCAAGUAAAACACAGCCCAAAACCAAAUCUGCAGGGGUUGCUGGAUCCAACUCAAGGCCAGGUGCCGCCUCACACCGCACAACAAAUGACGUCAAAUCCGCUACCAGUGUUUCUGCCGCUGUGACCAAGAGAACAGCAAGUGCGUCAAAAGCAUCAGCAGCAGGAGCUGUACCUAUAAGACCGUUGGGUGGAGCAGCACUUUCCUCAACGGUCAAGAACCAAACCAGAUUGGCUGACAAGAAGCCUGCUCGACCUACCUGGUCUACCUCUGCUGCUGCUGCCACAGCAACAAAUGGUACCAAACCAUCAACGGUGAAUGUUCCUCCUAAGAAGAAACCUGUGGCUGAGACUGCUAAUCUAGCAAGACCCAAAACCACAGCUUCCACCAGCAGGUCAGCAGCGUCCAUUGCCCCUAAACCCAGCACUUCAACCACCACAAAAGCUGGUGGUGCUCUUGCAUCAAGGACCACAAGGCCUACUACCGCUCCCUCAACCGCUAGACCAGCACCCACCACAUCCAGGCCCACAACAGCUAUAACCAGGCCCUCCGCCACAGCAACUGCUAAAACUGCUGCUUCAAGAGUCACCGUAGUACCCCCUACUGGCAGGAGCACAGCAGCACAGCCCCCCAAAACAGCCACUGCAGCUAAGAAAGAUGUUGGUCGACCACCUUCCGCUACAGGAGUUAAAAAACCUGUAAAAGCUACCACAUCAGCAGCUACCAAAAAACCUGAAUCCUCAAAACCCUCAGCUGACACAAAGCUCAACUCUGCAUCCAAAUGUCCUGCAAUAGCAACAGACUCCAAGGUGUCACGGCCUGCUAAACCUCCUGCAACAAAACUAGCCACGACUGUUAGGUUCCCGGCCCUCAAAAACCCCCCCCUUGGUCGAACCCCACCUUCCUCUCCAGCUGGCAGACCUGCAAACAGCAGCACAUCUCUGUCAAAACGUGGAACCAAACCCACUCAGGCUGUCUCACCCUUCACUUCUGUUAAGAGGACAGGGCUUUCAAGUGCAAACACAGCUGAUAGACAAGCACAGAGAGCUGCCAGCGCAGUGGUAGCAGCUGCCGCAGCCUCCACUGUUCUCGCAGAAACACAAGCAGAGGCUGCAGUGACCUCACCACAAGACUCCUUACCUGCUGCACCAGAGGAGGUCCCUCCCCCUGUCUUGGCUCAGGAUCCCCCACCAGAGGAGGUACCUCAAGACACUGUGCAAAGCCAUGCCACUGGUCCCUCUCCUCCCCAAAGCCCCGUCAGGACAGGUCUAUCAGAAACCUCUCCACCCCUAGAACAGCUGGGAAGCAGUGCUUCCUCAGUCACAACGCAGGGACAGGUCCCUGCCCCAGCAGAGCCUGCAUUACCUGUGGCCUCUCCUCCAAACCUUUCUGAAGAUUCUGUUUACUUGUUCACAAACCAAACCCCCUCUACAUCUAAAGCUGUCCAGACUGCAACGAAUAUCAUCCCUCUGAUAGUUCCUCCCAUCAAUCUAAAUGAGGAGGAGGAUGAAGAGGAGAGGGAAGGCAGCCAGCUGGUGUCUCUGUCUGAAAUGAGUGGGACCACACAGCCUACAGAAGAGUCCCGCCCCGGCUCAGCUGGACCAGUGGCGGGGUCUGCUUGGCGAGCCGGUGGCGCCUUAUUCUCUGAGCUGGACUCUGAAGAUGUAAGCGGCAGCCAGCAGGGUGCAUCUGAGUUGAGCGCCCCUGGUGUCCUGGAGGGGACAGAGAGCAUGGACGACCUGGGGGAUGGCAGUCUCAAAGGAGCCAUGGACAUGGAAGGAGCCUCGGCAGGAUCUCCUGACUUUGAGAGGGUUCCCGAGAUACCAGUUAACGACUUCGAAGAGGAUGAAGAUGAGGAGGACGAUGACAACGAUCGGGUGUGCGAUAUGGAUGUUGGCUCAGAGCGGACGGAUGAUCUGCAGAGACCCAGGCAUGACAAUGAUGUGAAUGAGGAGGAGGAAGAAGAAGAAGAAGAGGAGGAGGAGGAGGAGGAUGAAGAUGUGGAUAUGGCUAGUGAGGGGGUGACAGAGAGUGGGCUGGAGAGCUAUGGAAACGCUGAUGAGGAUGACUUUGCUGAGGAUGAAAGGCUGGACAACCUGAACAGAGUGGCCCAGCCGCCACCGCCUGCCCCUCCCCUGCUGCCCUCUGCCCCAGCUGCUCAGUGGGACCAACCGAACCCCUUUAUUGAAGCCUGGGCAGAGUCUUUGCAGCCGCAGCAGGUUCCUGAGCAUGUCUCCCAGGAAGCAGGAGCAGCUGCAGCAGCUAGCCCUUUGGCAGACCCUUUUCAAGCAGAUUCUGAAACCCCAACUCAGGCCCCAGUCCAGGCCUGGCUUGGACUCGGCUCUGCUCCUUUUUUUAUUAACCAAGAAGCCCCUCAUCAUUCCUCUGUCGAAGAUGAGCCUAUAAAUCUGGACGCCCAAUUGAUGUUGGUCCAGUCCAGCCCAACCCAGAUGCAGACCAUGGCCCCAGUUCCCUUCUCUUCCCCAGGCAUGUGUCUGUCUAGCACCGUGAGCAGUGAGACCAGCACAUCUGACGAACUCUGUGACUACAAUCGAGAUGAGAAGCUCAAGUCAAGAAAUGCACAAGCCCCAAUGCUUUCUCCCCAACCUGACCUGGGCCCCCAGAUCUACAGAGGAGAGGAGGAUGAGGCAGAGGAUGAGGCAGAGACCCUGCCAGCUGAUGAAGUCCUGGGAGGACCUGCAACCGCCCCCACUUCCAACCCCUCCUCAUCUUCAGUGACCGAAGACGAGGCCAGUGACACAGAGGGAGAAGCCCAACUUGACGACUCCUUGGAAAGUCCAGCGCUCAGCCACAUGACGUUCGACAGCCAGCCGCUAGCGCAGCGUGGCCUGUCCACUGUUGAAGAAGCAGAGGAGGCUGAGGAUGGCAGCGCACGGGGGGACACCACCCCACCAUCAGCAACCUCAUUGGCGUCGUACGGCUUUGACAGCAUGACCACAGCUUCAAACUCGAAUGCCCAGUCCACCGGGGAGAGCUGCAUCAAGAGCCCUGGCAUCUUCUCCUUAGAAGAGCUCCCUGAGGAGGCCAAGGAGCCCAGUCUCAUCCCACAGCCUCUCACCCAGACGAGCCUAGCAGAGCAGCAGUACAUAGAGUGCAGCCAACAGGAAGCAGGGUCAGCUGAGUUUGCCUGGGGGAACGCGACUGGGUUGGAUGAAGCCCGCAACGUUUUGUCAACUCCGUGCACUUUGCAGAAACCAGAGGAAAACCCAGAUGACAUCCAGCCUCCCUACUAUUCUGCAAUCUGUGAAAAGACUGAGAACUCUUUUGCAGGUAACGUAUAGCUCAUCAUCUCCCUAACAGCCUGAAUAACAUCCCCCUGUCUCCCUUUGACCCGGUUCUACUCUCCCUAAAAAUAAUAUCAUGCUGUAGUUCCUGUUGUCAAUGUUUGUUGAGAAAUCUCUGCGGGUGGAUGUAAUCAAACUUAGAAACUUAACAAACAAAACAGAGAGCAAAAAAGGGAAGGAAUAAAGAGGAGAGCAGUGGCUCUUCCCUCUGAUAUAACAUUUAUAUUAUGAAUAUAUGGCUUAAAUUCCUGUAUGUGCAAUAGCUACUACUAUUUACUCCCAAUGUGUGAGCGUGUCUGGGUUUCUGUUUUUAUUUAACACGGAAAUUGUCAUUAAUCCGAACUGACAUGGAUAGGACUUUGCAGCCCUUUAAGAAAGAAAACAAAAAAAUCUGCCUUAACAAAAAGAAAUGUGGAACGAACUGUUGAACAUGUUUUCAUGUGUAUUUAUCCGCAAACUUUACAGAACAAAGCUGUUAAUUGACGAUGAGUUUUGAUUGUGUAUUCAUGUUUGAUUUCUCCUACCUUACAAUACAGGCAAAUCUUCCUUAUUCCUGUGUUGUGUUCAUCCAUCUUUUGGAGUAUUGAACCUUAAAACUUUAAAUAAAGAUUAGAUUUUUUUACCAUGA
This is a messenger RNA of Platichthys flesus (European flounder), 4449 nucleotides long. RefSeq names its product proline rich 36a (gene prr36a). The record is from RefSeq and is a predicted model, not a curated record. Lineage: Eukaryota; Metazoa; Chordata; Actinopteri; Pleuronectiformes; Pleuronectidae. Bases 315 to 3818 code for a protein of 1167 amino acids. The transcript has 5 exons.